CCGUGGUAGAUCAAAACUAGCUGUCGACGUUAUAACACGUUACUGCUGCGUCGCGUGCUUAAAACAUAAUUAUUUAGACUAUAGAAAAAAAAAAUAAAAUAGUAAUACUUAUAUAAAAUAAAUAACAAAUGUAUUGAAAUCAUGAAUAUUUUACUGGACUACUGCAGAAAAUAAUUAUUGAAGAUAAUAUGGAACUCAGAUUUAUAUUUUUGUUGUCAUUAUGGAUCACGACAGCCCGUUCAUUGUACAAAAUCGGUAUCGGAAUUGCAGAUGUAACUGGGCCUGCAGCAGGUGUUACUUUUUUGGGGUACGGAAAAGUGGAACAAACUGGAGAGGGAAUACAUUUGCGACAAUUUUCUAGGGCAUUUUUAAUUGAAGAUUCAACAUCUAGAACAGCCUUUGUCAGCAUCGAUUCUGCGAUGAUGGGUGAUCAUAUAAAGAAAGAAGUACUGAAAAAAUUGAACGAGAAGCUACCGGGAUUGUACGACACGAAUAACCUUAUGCUUUCGUCUACGCACACACACUCAACGCCGGGAGGUUAUAUGUUACAUAUGCUGUUUGACUUGAGCACAUUGGGUUAUGUUCAACAAACCUUAAACUGUUUAGUAAAAGGUAUUACAUUGAGUAUUCUACGAGCCCACGACAAAUUAGAUUAUGGACGUAUAUUUGUUAAUAAAGGUGAAUUAAAUGGGAUAUCGAUAAGUAGAAGUCCUCAAUCAUAUUUAUUAAAUCCGGAAGUCGAACGUGCGCAAUACGAACAUAACGUCGACAAGACUAUGGUACAGCUGAAGUUUGAGAGCGAGUCCGGUACGCCGUUGGGUGUGAUAAACUGGUACGCGGUGCAUGCGACCAGCAUGAACAACACCAACAGGCUCGUUUCGUCGGACAACGUCGGAUACGCAUCGGUGUUGUUCGAGCAAAAGAUGAACCCCGAGAGUUUUAUAGGCAAAGGACGUUUUGUCGCAGCGUUCGCUUCGUCCAACUUGGGAGAUGUGACUCCCAACAUCAAAGGUCCUCGGUGCCAGAAAUCGGGAAAACCUUGCGAUAUUCCAGGGCCUUCAUGUGAUGCCAACGAGCUGUGCGUGGCAUCUGGACCGGGCGACGACAUGAAAGAGAGCACUAGAAUAAUUGCCCGACGACUGUUCGCCAGGGCGUAUGAACUGAUGGUUGGAAAACCUAUCACCGAAAUCAUAGGUCCGAUAAAGUCAAUACACCAAUUUAUAGACAUGACCACGGAAGAAGUAGACUAUAAGACGCCUGGAGGAGAGAUGGUCAAGGGAAAGGGAUGUAAGCCUGCGAUGGGUCAUACGUUUUCAUCGGGUACCAUCGACGGACCUGGUUUGUUCUCGUUCGAAGCCGGCUCCAAAUCCUCCAACAAUCCUCUCUGGGAUAUAGUAACGAACUUCGUGCCCAAGCCUAGUCCAGAACAAAUCAAAUGUCACGCGGAAAAAUCAAUUUUGAUAUCGACCGGAGAAUUUAAUUAUCCGCUGGCUUGGUCACCGAAAAUAGUUUCUACUCAGUUGGCCGCUAUCGGUCAGUUGAUCAUAGCUUGUGUUCCGGGCGAGUUCACGACCAUGUCGGGUAGACGUGUGAGAAAAGCUAUCCGCGAAGUCCUUUGUAAAAACUCUUGGUGUACCGUUGUGAUCGCGGGUCUUUGCAAUACAUAUAGUGAUUAUGUAACCACACCUGAAGAAUACAAACUACAGCGUUAUGAAGGUGCAUCAACGUUGUUCGGACCUUACACGUUGCCCAUUUACCUGAAACAGUAUUCGAAACUGGCCCAGGCAUUGUUGAACGGUGACAAAAAAAUGGAUCCCGGGCCUGAACCGAUCGACCUGAAAUCUGAAGUGUGGUCGCUAUUGCCAACUCCAAUGUACGACACUCCGAUAACUCGACACAAUUUUGGAGACUGCAUCGAGCAACCACCCUACACGGCGAAGUUGGGUCAAACAGUUAAAGCAAAAUUUGUGUCUGGCAAUCCUAGGAAUAACCCUAUGUUGGAAAUGACGUUUUUGACAGUUGAACGGCUGACGGACGAUUUAAAAUGGGACGUCGUCGCCACAGACGCUAAUUGGGAAACCGAAUUCUUAUGGAAAACAGUUUCGUGGUUUUGGGCAAGCAGCGUAGCAGAAAUCAAAUGGACAAUACCUGAAAAUACUACACCAGGGCUCUACCGCAUUAGACACUUUGGGUAUUUUAAAUAUUUUGGAGGGGGCAGGCUCGGAAGAUACUUUGGUACUUCGGAAACGUUCAAAGUGACGUAGAAAUAGUACAAACGUCAGUUUUAUUUCAAAACAUAGUUGCAUUAUUAAUUUUUUCCAAUUUAACUUUAGAGUACGUAUUUGGUAUCAGUUCCUGGCUACAAUAUUUUUCAAAUAAAAAACCUACUUAUUUCUCUCCAAAA
Messenger RNA from Aphis gossypii (cotton aphid), 2404 nucleotides. It is a transcript of the gene CDase, whose product is annotated as neutral ceramidase. The coding region runs from base 189 to 2264 and encodes 691 amino acids. Gene Ontology annotation, molecular function: N-acylsphingosine amidohydrolase activity. The record is from RefSeq and is a predicted model, not a curated record. The transcript has 12 exons. Gene Ontology annotation, biological process: sphingosine biosynthetic process; ceramide catabolic process; long-chain fatty acid biosynthetic process. NCBI's taxonomy places the organism in Eukaryota, Metazoa, Arthropoda, Insecta, Hemiptera, Aphididae. Gene Ontology annotation, cellular component: extracellular region.